AUGGCGGUCGCGUCGUGGACCUUUCGGUGCAGUGCAAUGAAAAUAGAAUGCUGCCGAUUCAGGCAGAUUGAAAACCAAAACAAAUUAGAUACAGGAGAAAAAAAUCUGGAAGAGGCACUUCUUAAACCCUUCACAAGCGAUGGAUUUAGAUAUCCCAAAUCUUCCAAAAUAUCUUGUUACAGGUUCAGAUCUGGCCAGGAGUUUGCAACUUUCACUGCUACCUCUGGGAUCCUGCCCAAGGCGUGGGAGGCGAUAUGUAGUAUUUCCAAAAAUAGAGAAGAUAGUUUUCUUCUGAUAAAAGAUGGAGGUGUAGUAUAUGUGGCCUUCCCCUCGUUUCAUAAAGAAGAUUAUAUUGUCCCGGAUAGCAAAUAUGGAGAGUGCAAUAUCAAGAAUUGCAAAAUCUUCUCUGCCGGCCUGAAGGGUGAUGAUGCUAAACCGGCUUUUAUUCACAAGGGAGCUCUCAACCGAUUCCUGCAUAUUCUGGAAAGUUCAGAUUUCAAAGCCAAGAUGCAAGGUUUAAAGGAACAAACCAUUAUGUUUGUGGGCCAUUCCGUAGGAGGCGCAGUUGCAGCUCUGGCCACUCUCUGGUUUCUAGAAAAAAGGUUGAGAAACUUCAAUUCGUUUUGCAUUACAUUUGGUGCUCCUUUGGUUGGCAAUGCCACUAUUCAGGAGGCUAUUGGGCGCGAGGAUUGGUUGGGCAGAUUUUGUCACGUUGUAUGCAGGUAUGAUAUUGUUCCUAGGAUGAAUCUUGCACCAUAUGAUUCAAUUGCCAAGCCUUUGGAUGCAAUUGUACCUCAGUGGCGGAGCAAAAUGGGCAUUAACUGUGAUUCUGUGUCGCAUCUUUCUAUCUCCGAAGCUCGCAUCACGCUAAUUAACAAUGUCCUGAAGUGCACAGCUACAAUACCAAACAAUUACCCAGGCGAAUAUGGUCUUAGAAGUCCGUUUGUACCAUUCCGUACCUAUGUGUUCUGUUCAACCCAUGCUGCAGCUUGUUUUGAGGACUCUGAAACUAUCCUUAAGUUGCUGCAAUUCACAAUGCAAAGCCAAGAAGGAAUACCAUUUGAUCAAAUUGCAGACACCUGUAUUUCAGAGCACACAGAUUAUGGCCAUAUGUUGGAAGGUAUCGAUGAAGACUUGCUAAAUGCAGUAAGAUUUGUCUCAAAUUCCUCUGUUAUGGGAAUAGCCUUGGAAUCAGAAGCAAUCGGUGUUGGAACUCAGGACAAUGAUACAUUAUUUGGUCUCAGAAAAGCUGGAGAGGUGAGAAUUGAGAAAUAUAUGAACAUCGAGAAACUUAAUGUGGAGUUGCGAAACUCAAUGGCGAGUUAUAUGGCAGAGCUGGAACCGUAUGAAAUGCUUUGUAAGGGCAACAACACUGCCUAUUAUGACGCUUUCAAACAGCAUGACAAAAAGAAAUAUUUUCGUGUAAAUUUGGCCAGAACAAAGUUGGGAGAAUUCUGGGAUAAGAUUGUUGAGACGGAAGAGAAACAUGUGUUGCCCAGUGACUUCCGAAGCAGAGAUAAAUGGAUCAACGCUGGCACUGCAUAUAGAAGCCUUGUAGAGCCUUUGGACAUUGCAUACCACUACAGUUCAGAGAAGGGAAACGAAAAAAGCUAUCUUUCAGAUGGGGUCCGACCGCAUCGUCACAUAUUUCUGGAGAAAUGGCUUGAGGAAUAUAGUUCCGGAUAUGUAGAAAAGGACUCAUGUUUCUGGGCUCGUUUAAAAGAGACUCGUAAAGCCUUGAAAAAUGUCCAACAAGAGCAAGAGACGCGUGCCUCUAUGACAGAUUGUAUCGAAUUUGAAAUGUACGUUGCGAGCAUGAUCGAUGACGAGAGUAUUCCCUUAGAGGUUUUCGUGGAGGGAAGUAGCUUCAUGAUUUGGUGGCAACAAUACUGUCUUCUUCGAGUUGAAAACUAUUAUUGGAGAUCAAGCUCUCCCUUGUACGAAUGCAUGAUGAACGAGAGUUGGAAGUGA
Molecule: messenger RNA, 1971 nt
Organism: Cryptomeria japonica (Japanese cedar)
Lineage: Eukaryota; Viridiplantae; Streptophyta; Pinopsida; Cupressales; Cupressaceae
Product: protein EDS1-like
Exons: 5
Coding region: 1-1971 (656 amino acids)
Biological process (GO): lipid metabolic process
Source: RefSeq, a predicted model, not a curated record